AUGGCCAACCGCGGUGUCACCUGGGACCCUCUGGUCCAUACCAUCCAAGAUCUGAAGGAGAUGGGCAGCAAGAAGCUUCCCAAGAUGUAUCGGGAUUACUUCAACGAGGGAGCGAUGGACCUCGUUAGUUUGAAGGACAAUGAGGAGGCAUACAAUCGCUACAAGAUCAUUCCUAGAAUCUUGGUCAAUGUUGAUAACAUCGACAUGAGCUCAGAGAUUCUAGGCGUCAAGACCUCAUUUCCUCUCGGAUUUAGUCCUGCUGCUAUGCACAAUUUGGCUCAUCCCGAUGGCGAAAUUGCAACAUCCCGUGCUGCCGCAAAGAUGGGAAUCGCCAUGGGUCUUUCUUCAUACGCCACAUCGUCCAUGGAAGAUGUUGCGGCAGAAGGCCUGGGAAACCCAUAUGCUAUGCAGCUUUGCGUUCUACGUGAUCGAGAAACCACCCUGCAGAUCCUAAAAAGAGCAGAGGCAUCUGGAUACAAGGCCAUCUUCCUGUCUGUUGACACACCUCUUCUGGGUCGCCGCCUAAACGAGUACAGAAACAAUUUUGUGCUCCCAGAAGAUAUGGCUUGGCCAAACCUCCUCUCCAAUGGCAAGGACGAGCUCAGCGGGCGAUAUGGGCAAGCUGAGGACACUGGCGUAUCACGCUACGACUUCGAUCCUUCCCUGGAUUGGGAUACUGCUAUUCCCUGGCUGCGCAAGCACACCAAGCUCCAGCUAUGGCUGAAAGGAGUAUACACACCUGAGGAUGUUAACACGGCUAUCCACUGGGGCCUAGAUGGUGUCAUCAUCUCCAACCACGGCGGUCGCCAGCUGGAUGGCGUCCCUGCCACCCUCGACUCUCUCCGUAUCUGCGCUCCCGCCGCCGCCGGGAAAAUUCCCAUCGCCGUUGACGGUGGCAUCCGCCGCGGCACCGACAUCUUCAAGGCCAUUGCCCUGGGCGCUUCUCACUGCUUCGUCGGUCGUAUCCCCAUCUGGGGAUUAGCUUACAACGGCCAAGAAGGCGUUGAGCUUGCCAUCAAGAUUCUCAUGUUCGAGUUUAAGCUUGCCAUGGCCCUUGCUGGAUGCCGAACGGUCAAGGACAUCAACUCUAGCCACGUCGCUUUCCUCAACAACAGCGGCAUUCUGUCAAAAUUGUAA
This is a messenger RNA of Clonostachys rhizophaga, 1137 nucleotides long. The record is from the annotation of a GenBank genome assembly. Lineage: Eukaryota; Fungi; Ascomycota; Sordariomycetes; Hypocreales; Bionectriaceae.